AUGGGCGAAGAAACUGAGGUGGCAGAGAUCGUGCCCCAAGUCGCUUUCAAGAAGCGCUCCAAGGGAAAAGCCAACUUUCGCAAGAAGCCCGCAACGCCACCUCCUGCUUCUGACUCCGACUCCGACUUUGUAUCAUCCGAUGACGACGAAGGACGACGGAUCAAGAGGCGACGCAAGAAUGCAGCUGUCACCGCAUCAUCCACAUCAAAUGCGACAAGGAAACAGCGCCCAGAAAACGAACCUAUAACCGCGGUUCCCGCUCCAUUGACCUCGAGCAACGACGCCACAAAGGCUUCCAACUGGUAUGAUGAGAACCUGAGCGAGAAGAACUUGCUAGGCACAACCCGGGAAAAACCAGUCUCUGCCUCACAGCCAGACGGAACCUAUAAAGGCGCCGCCAACUAUCAAUCUUUCAUUCAGAAGAACCCAGAUGCACCGGGGAAAUUUGGUCCUGUCAAAGCUGCAACCAACGUUAGAACUAUCACAGUGACAGAUUUCGCCCCCGAUGUGUGCAAGGAUUGGAAACAAACUGGCUACUGUGGCUUUGGAGAUAGCUGUAAAUAUCUCCAUUCUCGGGAGGCAUACAAGGCAGGAUGGGAGCUCGACCGUGACUGGGAAGUCAACACCAAGGGCAAGCAAUUAAGUGGGCGAGUGGUUUCACAGCGAAAAGGCGCGGGCAAAAUCACCGAAGAAGACGAGGAUGACGACGAGGAUGAAUUGCUAGAGAGCAUUCCAUUCGCCUGUAUCAUCUGCUUGAAGCCCUAUCAAGAACCUAUCAUCACCAAAUGUGGUCACUAUUUCUGUGAAGCAUGUGCCCUACAACGGUACCGGAAAACCCCAUCGUGCGCUGCCUGCGGCGAGGGAACUGGGGGUGUCUUCAACGUCGCAAAGAAGUUGAAAGCUCUUCUGGACAAGAAGCGGGAACGUGCGCGCAAGAUUCGGGAGGAGGCGAUUGCAAAUGGGGAGGAGGUCAGCGAGGAAGAAGAGGAUGAUAGUGAUUAG
This is a messenger RNA of Penicillium expansum, 1002 nucleotides long. RefSeq names its product U2-type spliceosomal complex subunit CWC24. The transcript is spliced from 2 exons. The coding region runs from base 1 to 1002 and encodes 333 amino acids. Gene Ontology annotation, cellular component: U2-type spliceosomal complex. Gene Ontology annotation, molecular function: metal ion binding. Gene Ontology annotation, biological process: snoRNA splicing. The record is from RefSeq and is a predicted model, not a curated record. Lineage: Eukaryota; Fungi; Ascomycota; Eurotiomycetes; Eurotiales; Aspergillaceae.